AAUAAAUAUUUAAAUAGAAAAAGAGAGUAUAAAAAACAUAAAAAGAGCACGAUGACCAAACAAACAAACACAAACCAAAGUUAGAAACUGACAGCAUCUACUCUCUGUCCGUAUCCAAAAAAGAGAAGAAACACAGUCACAUAACCAAGAAUCACCCGCCGGAAAAUGCUGACGUGUAUAGCUCGUUCGAAGCGGGAUGAAUCCUCCGGUCAACCCGACGAUCCGGAUUCCAAGCAAGCCAAAUCUCUAACAUCUCAGCUCAAGGAUAUGGCUCUGAAAGCCUCCGGUGCUUACCGGCAUUGUACGCCGUGCACGGAGGGGCAAGUGCAAGUGCAAGCGCCGAUCAGUAGCACUCCGGUGACGACAAAGUCUGAUUUCGAAUCUGAUCAACGGUUUAAAAUGCUGCACGGAAGAUCAAAAAGCUCGAUCACAGCCACGGCGGCGGCGAUGCAGCAGCAGCAGCAGCAGCCUAGAGUAUGGGGAAAGGAGAUGGAGGCGAGGCUUAAAGGGAUAUCGAGCGGCGAGGCGACUCCGAAGUCGGCGAGCGGGAGGAACCGAGUAGACCCGAUUGUGUUCGUGGAGGAGAAAGAGCCAAAGGAGUGGGUCGCUCAGGUGGAGCCAGGUGUUCUCAUCACCUUCGUGUCUCUUCCCGGCGGUGGUAAUGAUCUCAAGCGGAUACGUUUCAGCCGAGACCUGUUCAACAAGUUACAAGCUCAACGAUGGUGGGCAGAUAACUAUGACAAAGUGAUGGAACUUUACAAUGUUCAAAAACUAAGCCGCCAAGCGUUUCCCCUUCCCACGCCGCCUAGAUCACAAGACGAGGCAAAAGUGGAGUACCAUCCAAAGGAUACUCCUGCAACACCACCUUUAAACAAAGAACGGUUGCCUCGCAACAUCCAUCGUCCAGCUGGAAUGGUUGCUUGCUCAUCCUCGGAUUCACUCGACCAUAGUUCGACACAAAGCCAGCAGUUUUACGACUCUGGUCUAUUAAACUCAACUCAUAAACUCUCAAGCCUAAGCGGAGCCAAGACAGAAACAUCUUCCAUAACAAGCAGCUCAUCCAGAGACGCAGACCGGUCAGAAGACAUGUCGGUAAGCAAUGCCAGUGAUGUUGAUCAGAACGAGUGGGUGGAGCAAGAUGAGCCUGGCGUUUAUAUCACCAUUAAAGUCUUGCCAUGUGGGAAAAGAGAGCUUAGAAAAGUCAGAUUCAGCCGAGAGAUAUUUGGGGAGAUGCAUGCGAGGGUAUGGUGGGAAGAAAACAGAGCAAGGAUACAUAAACAAUACUUGUGAUCAUCUUCUCGUUUAGAUGCAUCAAACCGGUUUUGUGUUUUUGAUAUCUCUCAUUCACGGUAUAUACGGUUUUGUAAUUUAAAUUCAAAAGCUG
This is a messenger RNA of Raphanus sativus (radish), 1384 nucleotides long. RefSeq names its product protein Brevis radix-like 4. The transcript has 5 exons. The coding region runs from base 166 to 1290 and encodes 374 amino acids. The record is from RefSeq and is a predicted model, not a curated record. NCBI's taxonomy places the organism in Eukaryota, Viridiplantae, Streptophyta, Magnoliopsida, Brassicales, Brassicaceae.